AUUUACUUAAAUGUUCUAAUUGUUAAGACCUAUAUCAGCUUAAUCGCCUUCAAAAACAAGAAGUGCAAUAUCAUCACACACUUAAUCGAAGAGUCCUCAUUAUAAUGAAAUGUAAUAAGGUAAUUUCUUAAUUUUAUAAAUGAGGUUCAACACACUAAAAAUCAUAGUAAAGUUUAUGAAAUUCUCAUAAUA
Messenger RNA from Paramecium primaurelia, 192 nucleotides. Lineage: Eukaryota; Ciliophora; Oligohymenophorea; Peniculida; Parameciidae. The record is from the annotation of a GenBank genome assembly.